This is a messenger RNA of Tachyglossus aculeatus (Australian echidna), 1315 nucleotides long. It is a transcript of the gene KCNJ9, whose product is annotated as potassium inwardly rectifying channel subfamily J member 9. Gene Ontology annotation, molecular function: G-protein activated inward rectifier potassium channel activity. Gene Ontology annotation, biological process: regulation of monoatomic ion transmembrane transport; potassium ion import across plasma membrane. The transcript is spliced from 2 exons. Gene Ontology annotation, cellular component: plasma membrane. The record is from RefSeq and is a predicted model, not a curated record. Bases 17 to 1243 code for a protein of 408 amino acids. NCBI's taxonomy places the organism in Eukaryota, Metazoa, Chordata, Mammalia, Monotremata, Tachyglossidae.
AUCUCGGGGCACCGCCAUGGCCCAGGAGGGCCCGGAGGCGGGGGGCCCCCCGGCCCCUGCCCCGCGGCGGGCCCGGGGCCGGCAGCGUUAUGUGGAGAAGGACGGGCGCUGUAACGUGCAGCAGGGCCACGCGGGCGAGCGCUACCGCUACCUGACCGACCUGUUCACCACGCUGGUCGACCUCCGCUGGCGCGCCAGCCUGCUCGUCUUCAUCCUGGCCUACGCCCUCACCUGGCUCUUCUUCGGGGCCGUCUGGUGGCUCAUCGCCUACGCCCGCGGCGACCUGGACCACCUGCACGACGCCGCCUGGACGCCCUGCGUGCACAACCUCAACGGCUUCGUGUCCGCCUUCCUCUUCUCCAUCGAGACCGAGACCACCAUCGGCUACGGCCACCGGGUCAUCGCCGACGCCUGCCCCGAGGGCAUCGCGCUGCUCCUGCUGCAGGCCAUCCUGGGCAGCGUGGUCAACGCCUUCCUGGUGGGCUGCAUGUUCGUCAAGAUCUCGCAGCCCAACCGGCGCGCCGAGACCCUGGUCUUCUCCUCGCACGCCGUGGUGGCCCUGCGCGACGGCCGCCUGUGCCUCAUGUUCCGCGUGGGCGACCUGCGCCGCUCCCACAUCGUCGAGGCCUCCAUCCGGGCCAAGCUGAUCCGCUCGCGCCAGACCCCCGAGGGCGAGUUCCUGCCCCUGCACCAGACCGACCUGGCCGUGGGCUUCGACACGGGAGACGACCGCCUCUUCCUCGUGUCGCCGCUGGUCAUCUCCCACGAGAUCGACGCCCGCAGCCCCUUCUGGGACGCCUCGCGUCGUGCCCUGGAGGAGGACGAGUUCGAGAUCGUGGUCAUCUUGGAGGGCAUGGUGGAGGCCACCGGGAUGACGUGCCAGGCGCGCAGCUCCUACCUGGUGGACGAGGUGCUGUGGGGGCACCGGUUCAUGUCGGUGCUGAGCCUGGAGGACGGCUUCUACGAGGUGGACCACGCCUGCUUCCACCAGACCCUGGAGGUGCCCACGCCGUCCUGCAGCGCCCGCCAGCUGGCCGAGGCCGCCGCCCGCCGCGACGCCCACCUCUACUGGUCCAUCCCCAGCCGCCUGGACGAGCGGGGGGCCGAGGCCGAGGCCGACGGGGCCGAGGCUGACGACGGGGCCGGGGGCGACGACCACGGGCACCGGGGGCCCAGGGCCGACGGCGAUGGCCAGGAGCCCCCGGAAAGACCCCCGCCGUCCGAGGGCGAGUCCGAGCUCUGAGCCGGGGGACCGGCCCCGGGAGGCCAAGGGGACCACCAGGAGGAAGGGGAGCGGGAGGGAGAAGAGGAGGAG